Messenger RNA from Chanos chanos (milkfish), 513 nucleotides. RefSeq names its product interleukin-12 subunit alpha. NCBI's taxonomy places the organism in Eukaryota, Metazoa, Chordata, Actinopteri, Gonorynchiformes, Chanidae. The transcript has 5 exons. The record is from RefSeq and is a predicted model, not a curated record. The coding region runs from base 1 to 513 and encodes 170 amino acids.
AUGAAUUCUGAACUGACCGGUUGGCAUGUGAGUUUCUGCAGUCCUGUAGGAGCUCGAAACGCAGUGGCGCCUCCGAAUUCCGCGCAGUGCAUAGCCUUUGCGCGUUCGCUUCUUCAGAAUGUAACGGAGGCGCUGGAAAUUGAUCGCUUAUUCAAAGGAAUAAACUGCACAGAACAGAGCAUGGAAAUUUACCACAGGACGAAAACGGUCUCUGCUUGCGCACCGAAGGUAAGGGCAUUUUUCAUUUUCAUUUCUGCGCAGGACAAUUGUCUAAGCAACGUCAUGGACGACCUGCGCUACUACCGCGCUGCCAUCCAGGCCCACCCUGACCCAGAUAUAAUUCUCAGCCCCACCGUGAGGAGUAUUGACGUCUUCAUGGAAGUUGUUCAAGUUCAUGAAAACACUUUUGAUGAAAGACUGAGGCUGUGUAAAGUACUGAAGGGGUUCCGUGUUCGUGCCAUCACCAUCAACAGGAUCAUAAAUUACAUCUGGACCGAAGACUUAGAUGAGUAA